Messenger RNA from Penicillium taxi, 855 nucleotides. RefSeq lists its product as uncharacterized. Gene Ontology annotation, biological process: transmembrane transport; sulfite transmembrane transport. The transcript has 4 exons. Lineage: Eukaryota; Fungi; Ascomycota; Eurotiomycetes; Eurotiales; Aspergillaceae. Gene Ontology annotation, cellular component: plasma membrane. Gene Ontology annotation, molecular function: sulfite transmembrane transporter activity. The record is from RefSeq and is a predicted model, not a curated record. The coding region runs from base 1 to 855 and encodes 284 amino acids.
AUGGGAUUUGCAACACUAAUAGAGAUGUGGGUUUUCAUCUGUGUUCCACGCUGGGGAGAAUGGGCUACGACGUUUGUGUGGGUGCUAUGGAUGAUUGAUGUGGUAGCAUCGGCCUCUGUGACAAUCUCGCUAUCAUUUGUCUUAAUAUCUCAACGCCACAUCGUAUCGUUAGAUCGCUUUACUGCGCUUCAAUUACUACCCAUUGCGGCUACAAUGGUCGCAGCAGGCGUGGGUGCUAAAAUCGCCGAUAUUCUGCCAAAUCAUGAACAUGCAACUGCGACACUCCUGGUUUCAUUCAUUCUCUGGGGCAUGGGUACCCCUCUGGCAAUGAUCGUGCUAGUAAUCUACUACCAGCGAUUAGCAGUACAUAAACUUCCCCCAAGGGAGAUGAUAGUGAGCUGUUUCUUACCACUGGGACCUCUUGGAUUCGGUGGCUUUGGGAUUUUGUAUAUUGGAAAAGUAGCCCGCGUGCUCCUCGAGGACAGCAAUGUCUUAGAUCCCGUUGCGGGACUAAUACUAUAUGUUCUGGGUGUUAUCACAUCACUACUGAUGUGGAGCUUUGGAAUUACAUGGCUUAUAUUUGCCUUGGCGACAGUCUUGUACAGCACCCCGUUUCCUUUCAACAUGGGAUGGUGGGGAUUUACUUUCCCACUUGGGGUUUAUGCUGCAAAUACAAUCCAACUCGGGAUUGAGUUUGAUAUGAUGUUCUUUAAAGUAUUCGGAACUGUCUUAAGCACUGCUGUCCUACUUCUCUGGGUACUGGUGGGGACAAACACAUUACUUGGAGCCUGGCGUGGAAAUCUGUUCUAUGCUCCCUGUCUCAAAAAUUUGACUUUUAAAGAUAACCUGGAAUAG